GUAGAGGCUUGCUAAGCGCACACAUCCUUUGCACAUCCUGCGCGCUGUGCCAUGGGCCGACAUGGCUGAGCGAAUCGUACAGCUGAAGGAAGAGGGCAACGGAGAAUUCAAAGCGAAGAAUACCAGGCGCGCCUUGGAGCUCUACUCCGAGGCCAUCGCCCUCUUCGAGUCGCCCGGCGGGGAGGUCGACCGCGGUGCCCAACACCGGCUACGGGCGGAAGUGCUGGGGAACCGCUGCCGGUGCUUCAUGUUGCUGGGAAGGUACGGGGAGGCCUUGGAGGAUGCCAAGCAGGCGACGUGUGUGGAUGCCAGCUACACCAAGGGCUUCUAUCGCUUGGCGUUGUGUCAAAAGGAGCUCUCCGACCUGGCCGGUGCUUGGGAAAGUGCCACCAAGGCGGCGGCCUUGGAUCCCGAGAGUGCGGAGAUCCGCGCCCUGCAAGAGACCAUCCACCAGCUGGAAGGUGGCGGCUGAAGAAGAGCAAUCCCAACGAGCAAGCUGAGGACUGAUAUCUCAAGCGCGAGAGAGGCUGGAAAAAGGC
This is a messenger RNA of Durusdinium trenchii, 539 nucleotides long. Lineage: Eukaryota; Dinophyceae; Suessiales; Symbiodiniaceae. The record is from the annotation of a GenBank genome assembly.